Molecule: messenger RNA, 2577 nt
Organism: Oncorhynchus tshawytscha (Chinook salmon)
Lineage: Eukaryota; Metazoa; Chordata; Actinopteri; Salmoniformes; Salmonidae
Product: ryanodine receptor 2-like
Biological process (GO): transmembrane transport; calcium ion transport; intracellular calcium ion homeostasis
Cellular component (GO): Z disc; sarcoplasmic reticulum membrane; smooth endoplasmic reticulum
Molecular function (GO): calcium ion binding; ryanodine-sensitive calcium-release channel activity
Source: RefSeq, a predicted model, not a curated record
GACUCGAGCCAGAUAGAGUUGUUGAAAGAGUUGAUGGAUCUGCAGAAAGACAUGGUUGUGAUGCUGCUGUCCAUGCUGGAAGGCAACGUGGUCAACGGAACCAUCGGGAAGCAGAUGGUCGACAUGCUAGUAGAGUCCUCCAACAACGUGGAGAUGAUCCUCAAGUUCUUCGACAUGUUCCUUAAACUCAAAGACCUGACGUCGUCCGACGCCUUCAAGGAGUACGACCCGGAUGGUAAAGGGGUCAUCUCCAAGAGAGACUUCCACAAAGCCAUGGAGAGCCACAAGCACUAUACCCAGUCUGAGACGGAGUUCCUGCUCUCCUGUGCUGAGCCUGACGAGAAUGAGCUGUUGGACUACGAGGAGUUUGUGGAGCGUUUCCACGAGCCGGCCAAAGACAUCGGCUUCAACGUGGCCGUGCUUCUGACCAACCUGUCUGAACACAUGCCCCACGACACGCGCCUGCAGACCUUCCUGGAGCUGGCUGAGAGUGUGCUGAAUUACUUCCAGCCGUACCUGGGCCGUAUCGAGAUCAUGGGCAGUGCCAAGCGCAUCGAGAGGGUCUACUUCGAGAUCAGCGAGUCCAGUCGUACGCAGUGGGAGAAGCCCCAGGUCAAAGAGUCCAAACGCCAGUUCAUCUUCGACGUGGUCAACGAGGGCGGGGAAAAGGAGAAGAUGGAGCUGUUCGUUAACUUCUGCGAGGACACCAUCUUUGAGAUGCAGCUGGCCGCCCAGAUGUCCGACAUCGGAGAGCGGUCGGCCAUGAAGGAGGAGAGCGAGAAGGAGAAGCCGGAAGAGGAGAGCCCUGAGAUGGGCUUCUUCUCUGUGACCACGGUCCGGACCGCCCUGAUGGCGCUACGCUACAACGUCAUGUUCCUGAUGAAUGUUCUGUCCAUGAAGAGCCUGAAGAAGCAGAUGAAGAGGAUGAAGAAGAUGACAGUGAAGGACAUGGUGAUGACGCUGGUCUCCUUCUAUUGGUCCGUCAUCAUGGGCCUGUUCCACUUUACCUUCAGCGUCUCCAGAGGGUUCUGCAGAAUCAUGUACAACACCUUCCUAGGAGGCAGUCUGGUGGAGGGAGCCAAGACUAUGAAGGUGUCUGAGCUGUUGGCCAACAUGCCUGACCCGACCCAGGACGAGGUUCGAGAGGAGGGGGAGAAGGUGCUCUUAGCUAGACCCUCGGCUGAGGAGGAGCUGGCUGAUCUAGCCCUGCCCGUGGACGGGACCGAAGUCCUCUCAGACAUCUUUGGAUUAGAUCUGAGGAGAGGAGAAGGAGGACAGUAUAAGAUAACUGCUCACAACCCCAACGCCAGUCUGACUGAUCUGCUUAACUCUCCAGUCCCCUCCUCUCCUGUCCUCGCUACCUCACCAUCCCCGGAACUGAGAAGACGGCACCAGGCUAAGAGCCCAUCAGAGGAAGGGAGGACAGGGACCGAGGGAAGCAAGGAGGCCAAGUCAGAGCCGGAGAAAGCACAGGGAAAGGAUGGAGAGAAGCAGGAGGAGGAGGAGGAGAGGAGGAAGGAGGAGGAGAGGAGGAAUGAGGAGAGGAGGCAGGAGGAGAAGAAGAGGAAGGAGGAGAAGCCGAAAGCUAAAGUGAGACAGCACCACACCUCCAAGUCUGAUGAGCAUGACAUGCAGGAGUCUGCCUUCUGGAAGAAAAUCAUCGCCUAUCAGAGGAAGCUGCUGAACUAUUUUGCUCGGAACUUCUACAACAUGAGAAUGCUGGCGUUGUUUGUGGCCUUCGCCAUCAACUUCAUCCUCCUCUUCUACAAGGUGUCCUCCUCCUCGGCGGUGAUGCCUGAAAGCAGAAGGCCCCGGGCAGGCAGCAGUGUGCGGUGGGACCCCGUGACGGAGAGUAGUGACCCCCAGGAGCCUCAAAACCCCCAGCAGGGCCCUGUGUUUGUCCACUUUGUGCUGGAGGAGAGCACCGGAUACAUGGAGCCCACGUUGCGUAUCCUGGCCAUCCUACACACUGUCAUCUCCUUCUGCUGCAUCAUAGGUUACUACUGUCUCAAGGUCCCUUUGGUGAUCUUCAAGCGUGAGAAGGAGGUGGCGAGGAGGCUGGAGUUUGAUGGUCUCUACAUCACAGAGCAGCCGUCGGAGGAUGACAUCAAAGGCCAGUGGGACAGACUAGUGAUUAACACUGGAUCGUUUCCUAACAACUACUGGGAUAAAUUUGUGAAGAGGAAGGUGAUGGAUAAGUAUGGAGAGUUCUACGGCCAUGACCGCAUCAGUGAGCUGUUGGGUAUGGACAAGGCUGCUCUGGACUUCAGUGACGCCCACGAGAAGAAGAAACCCAAGAAAGACAGCUCGUUAGCCGCAGUAUUAAACUCUGUUGAUGUCAAGUACCAGAUCUGGAAACUAGGAGUCGUCUUCACAGACAAUUCGUUCCUGUACCUGGCUUGGUAUAUGACCAUGUCCAUCCUGGGUCACUACAACAACUUCUUCUUCGCUGCUCAUCUCCUGGACAUCGCCAUGGGCUUCAAGACCCUCCGCACCAUUCUGUCUUCUGUCACGCACAACGGCAAACAGCUGGUUCUGACAGUAGGACUACUGGCUGUGGUGGUGUAUCUCUACACC